Messenger RNA from Solanum pennellii, 727 nucleotides. RefSeq lists its product as uncharacterized. The transcript has a single exon. The coding region runs from base 133 to 444 and encodes 103 amino acids. The record is from RefSeq and is a predicted model, not a curated record. NCBI's taxonomy places the organism in Eukaryota, Viridiplantae, Streptophyta, Magnoliopsida, Solanales, Solanaceae.
ACAAUAACUUUUUUUUAAAAAAAUCGAAUUAAUAAAAUAUGCAGAGUUCUCUGUUUUUUCUUCUUUGCGUAGUAUAUAUAGUUUGUUUGUGAAUGAACGAACAAACAAACACAUAUAUACACUAACAAAGAAAUGGCAAACACGGAUUCAACAAUUUGGCCUAACGAACAACAACCACCACCUCAACAAACAGUGCCAAGCAGCGCUUGGCGUUCUUCAGGGUCUAUAGGGCCAUUUUUUGCUGUCAUCUCUGUGUUAACCAUCCUCGCGAUUCUUUCUUGUUUAGUGGGAAGGUAUUGUAGGAAUCGGAAGCCUGUGACACCGUUGGAUAGUGUUAAACAGAGAGAUUGUAGAUUUGGGUGGCUGAGGGGAAAAUUAUGCUGGCGCUGUACGAAUUGUGGUGAAAGUAGUAAUAAUGAGGGUAAGGGACAAGAUGUUGUUUGAUGAAUUAACAAGCCCUUUGAUCCUUGAGGACAGCAUUGAUUUGGAGUAAAAAUUUUCUACUGUUGUAAUAUGGUUAUUUGUGUAAACAUCUGAUCUUUGCUAUAUGUAGAAGCAGAGUCAUUUGUAAGUUGCUGUUCUGUUUUGAAGCAAUUUAUAAAUAUUAUGAGUUGCUAGUUACUACUCUCGUGCAAUUUUUUCCUUUGUGAAUGUUAUUUGUUAUUCACAAGUGAGAAUCAAUGAUCAAUUAAUAAGAUUUUAAGAGUGAUGGAUUCGGAAUUUUGAA